This is a messenger RNA of Lutra lutra (Eurasian river otter), 2351 nucleotides long. It is a transcript of the gene DNMT3L, whose product is annotated as DNA methyltransferase 3 like. Gene Ontology annotation, cellular component: nucleus. The record is from RefSeq and is a predicted model, not a curated record. Gene Ontology annotation, biological process: negative regulation of transcription by RNA polymerase II. Gene Ontology annotation, molecular function: enzyme activator activity; DNA binding; DNA (cytosine-5-)-methyltransferase activity, acting on CpG substrates. Lineage: Eukaryota; Metazoa; Chordata; Mammalia; Carnivora; Mustelidae.
CUCCUCCCACACCCUAAACCUCCUCACAGAUGUGGGCUCUUAACCCCACCCAUCCUGAGGGCGGUCCUCACCCUCCCCCACGCACCCCCAAACCCCCACCCAGUAUGAGUGCCCGGCGUGAGCCCUUCACCAUUCCACCCAGCACCCCCUGGCAGUGAGGGUUUCCACACCCCUCUGCCGUGCCACCCCCGCCCCACCCCCGCCCCCGCACGUCAGGCGUCACGUGGGAGCCCUGCGCAACCCCCACCCCAGUACUCUCCUGCCGGUCCACACCCCUGGCCCCCAGUUCUUCGACUGCAGGCGUUUUCUGGGAAGCCCCCGUCACCUCACGGUGUCAUGGCUCUCUCGCCCGAGGGGACCCCGAGUGUGGAGGCCCUGGGCCGCUCCGACCCCGAGCUGCCCCCCGAGGAGGAGCCGUGGCAGGCUGCCUGCGAAAUCCGUGAGCCCUUCCUACUGCUCCUGGCCUCCUGCGCUGGGGGUGUCAUCGGGGGAGACCACAGGAGGGGGUCUGGGGGACCCUAUGGGAGGAGAGAGCACGGGGGUGUUGGAGGGACCCACAGCUGGGGGUGGACCUGGGGCCCUCCAGCCCACCUCAGGCCCCCUGCCCUCCCCUUUGUGGAGAGAAGCCCACCGGGCCCUCCAAGGUGGCAGGGGCCCUGGGCCGGGAGGGACAGCCCACAGGGGACACACUGGGCCUUGGGGCAUGAUUGGCGCUCCCCACAGGUCUUCCUGGCCGGAGGUGCUGGGUCAGGAGGGGUAGGCAGCACCGUAGGGGGGGCCCAAGCUGGGUGAUCAGGUGCGCCCCUGUGUUGGGAGCCAGGGUUCUCAGGCAGAGGCCCACCGGCCGUUUUCUCCCUCUGUCCGUGUCCUGUCUCCCGGCGGGGUCUCCAUGUGGUUGUCCCAGUCCUGGAGCCGGACACGGAACAGAGCAUGGAUGUCAUCCUGGUGGGCUCCAGCGAGCUGUCCGCGCCGGCUUCCCCUGCGCCCUGCAGAGGGCUUCUUGCGCAUGAAGUCAGGGUGAACCAGAGGGACAUAGAAGACGUGUGCAUCUGCUGCGGGAGCUUCCGGGUGCACACGCAGCACCCGCUGUUUGAAGGCGGCAUGUGCGCCCCCUGCAAGGACAAGUUUCUGGACUGUCUCUUCCUGUACGACGAUGACGGGUACCAGUCCUACUGCUCCAUCUGCUGCGCCGGGGAGACCCUGCUCAUCUGUGAGAACCCAGACUGCACCCGAUGCUACUGCUUCGAGUGUGUGGACACGCUGGUGGGCCCCGGGACGUCGGGGAGGGCGCAGGCCAUGAGCAACUGGGUGUGCUUCCUGUGCCUGCCCUUCCCCCGCAGCGGGCUCCUGCAGAGGCGGCAGAAGUGGCGGGGCGGGCUGAAGGCCUUCUGUGACCGCGAGUCGAAUUCGCUGGAGACGUAUAAAACGGUGCCCGUGUGGAAGAGAGAGCCAGUCCGGGUGCUGUCCCUCUUUGGGGACAUCAGGAGAGAGCUCGUGAGUCUCGGCUUCCUGGAGAGCGGCUCCGCCCCGGGGGGACUGAAGCACCUGGACGAUGUCACAGAUGUCGUGAGGAAGGACGUGGAAGCGUGGGGCCCGUUUGACCUCGUGUACGGCGCCACACCCCCCGUCGGCCAGGCCUGUGACCACCCGCCAGUGUGGUACCUGUUCCAGUUCCACCGCGUCCUGCAGUACGCCAGGCCCAGCCCAGGCAGCCGGCAGCCCUUCUUCUGGAUGUUCGUGGACAAUCUGGUGCUGAGCCAAGAUGACCGGCACGUAGCCACUCGCUUCCUGGAGGCCGACCCCGUGACCAUGCAGGACGUCUGUGGCCGAGCCGUGCAGGACGCCGUGCACGUGUGGAGCAACGUCCCAGCUGUGAGAAGGUCCCUGCACUCGGCCCUGGCUCCCCACGACGAAUUGUCCCUGCUGGCUCCGGACAGGCAGAGGACAAAGCCCCCAGGCCAGGGACCUGCCAAGCUGGUGAAGAAUUGUUUUCUCCCCCUGAGAGAAUAUUUCAAGUAUUCAACAGAACUCACUUCCUCUUUAUAAAUGAUUUAUUUUACUAUGAAGGAAAAAGAUUUUUGUUAGAACCAGGCAACUUUCCUUACAUUGUUUCUUUUUUCCUUUCAAAUUAUUAUUUUAUUUGCUUGAUUUUGGAUUUUCCAAGGUUGCCACAGACGUGUCUUCCCUUUGGGUGUGGUGAUGAGGGCCCAGCCCUGCGGUGCCCUUCUCCGAGGUGGGGGGGCAUGACGUUCCCAGCCCCCGACCGUUACGAAGCAUGUUUGCUGCUGAAAAUGUUUCUGUGUGCCGGUUGAGAAGUUAAAAAAUAUAUUUAUCGUGCUGGUUAUGGGUCA